This is a messenger RNA of Talaromyces proteolyticus, 753 nucleotides long. RefSeq lists its product as uncharacterized. The transcript is spliced from 5 exons. Lineage: Eukaryota; Fungi; Ascomycota; Eurotiomycetes; Eurotiales; Trichocomaceae. The record is from RefSeq and is a predicted model, not a curated record. The coding region runs from base 1 to 753 and encodes 250 amino acids. Gene Ontology annotation, molecular function: FAD binding; monooxygenase activity. Gene Ontology annotation, biological process: secondary metabolite biosynthetic process.
AUGACAGAUGGUCUUUGGUCCAAGGUGAGAGACCAGUUCUGUGGUCUAGAAAUGCCACCGAAACCCACUGGUAAUCUCGCAUAUCGUGUUACGCUACGGAUAAACGAAAUUAGCGAUCCAGACGUUCUGGAUUUGGUGGCAAUGACGGCACUCAAUAUCUGGAUUGGACCCGGAAUGCACGCAGUAGGAUAUAAUGUCCGCGGUGGUGAGCUUUUCAAUAUGGUUCUACUAGUUCCUGACGAUCUUCCUGAGGGAGUAAAAAGGCAACAGGGAAACACUGCCGAACUACGAAAGCUAUUUGAAGGGUGGGAUCCAAUAAUUGACAACACGGAAAAAUGGAAGCUGAUGCAUCAUCCCCCUUUAAAAAGUUUGGCGACAAAAUCAGGCCGAUUUAUCAUGGCAUGUGAUUCGUGUCAUCCCAUGCUUCCAUAUUUUGCGCAAGGCGCCAAUUCGUCUUCCGAAGAUGCAGCCGUUCUAGGCGCCCUGAUGUCAAAAGUAUCCUCCGUGGAUGACUUGCAGAAAAUUGCCCCUAUCUACGAAAACCUGCGUCGAGAGCGAGUGAAGCGUAUACAAGCUGAGACAUUUAUACAUCGUGACCGUUUCUAUCUCCCGGAUGGUCCUGAGCAGAUACAACGUGACAAGCAUUUCGCGCUAUCAUUUAAUUCAGAUUCAUGGGCUCACCCGAAUAUCCAAACAUGGUUGUUUUCUUAUGAUGCGUAUCAAGAUGCGGAAAAGGCAUAUGAAUCGGGCUAG